Messenger RNA from Orbicella faveolata, 1821 nucleotides. RefSeq lists its product as uncharacterized. Lineage: Eukaryota; Metazoa; Cnidaria; Anthozoa; Scleractinia; Merulinidae. The record is from RefSeq and is a predicted model, not a curated record. Gene Ontology annotation, molecular function: RNA polymerase II transcription regulatory region sequence-specific DNA binding; DNA-binding transcription factor activity, RNA polymerase II-specific. Gene Ontology annotation, biological process: regulation of transcription by RNA polymerase II.
GUUUGCUGACACGUUUCUCGCAAGAUUAUCCGUGUAUACAUUUCAGCUGUCACUCCGUGGCCCUUAUACUUCAAGAGAAUGUUUAUCUAGAACAAAAGAGUUCAACUAAGGGUUACGUUCUGUGGUAGACAUAUUCUUAGCUAUAAGUGAAGUGUGAUGCUUGUUUCAUAGCCGGAAAAAAAUAAAGGAUUAGUGCGUACUCACACCCGUGCUGCACUAACCUCUAAAUCGUUGGGGCGGGGCUUAAAGUGAUAGAUCUGUCAAUCACUCUACCGAUGCCUGCACGAUUUGCGAAUUACCCUUUCGCCAAUUACUAAAAAGACGCUGUCAGUAAAGACCACAAUUUCAAGCUAAUUGACUCGGCUCCCUGUGUUAUUUUAAUCAAAUUUCAAUUACCAAUCUGCCCUGUGAUUGGUGGAUUUCCGACGAGCUGUCCCCGGCCGCGGAGAGGCUGUUCGAUUUAAACAAACACCUCUUAUGACGUAACGAAUUAACACUGUAAGUAAUUCGUAAAUCCUUUUUGGAUACAAAGCGGCUCGCAGAUUGGGUCUAUUAGUCAGUCAGUGUGAUUCGGUGACCCCGAGCGAGCGUACUUCUUCCGGCCGGUUGUUGAACAGUGUUUAAAAACACAGUGCUUAAGGAUUUUUGGUUAGAUUUAAUUUCGGGUCAAGGGAUUAUGUCCGCCUUCAGAUCCUCCUUUACAAUUGAGAGCAUUCUUUCGCGGCCGACCCAUCAACGAUGCAUGCCGUAUACCAUUCCACACCCGUACCCAAUUAUGCCUCUGGCUCCAGGCUAUAUCGGAUUUCCGCGAUUUGGUGAUCUUUUGCGCUCUCAGCCGAAGCGCAAGAGACGACAUCGGACGAUAUUCACAGAAGAGCAACUUGAACUACUUGAGGGCACGUUUCAGAAAACACACUAUCCUGACGUUCUCCUCCGAGAAGAACUAGCGAUGAAGGUAGACUUAAGGGAAGAACGUGUCGAGGUGUGGUUCAAGAACCGAAGGGCGAAAUGGAGAAAACAAAAGAGGGAAAAUCAAGAAUAUAAGAAGCAGACUCAAGAUUUAACGACAACUAAAACCGCUGAAGAUUUACAAAUACAAAGCUCUCCAGCAAAGGACAAAGGAAACGACAGAGAAAAUUCGUGUGGCAUACAUGCACACAAAAUCGUGGAGCUUUCGAAAGUCCAAGAGGCUUUCACUGAGACAUCAAGACUAAAUAACACGAAAGGGCGGCCAGUGACAUUGCGUUCUCCUACAGUGGGCAGCGAAGUUUAGAUUUCCUUGUAUAUAUGUAGAUAAAUACCGUAUUUCAAGUCUGACUGUAUAUUAUUUGCGAAUAGGAAUGCAGAUUUAUUUAUUUCGGAAUUUCAAAUCGGUGUGAAUGAGAUUACUGAAUAGGGAAUCAUCGUUUUAUUAUAUAUCUUAGGUGUAAAAUCGUGUACAAAAAAAUAAUAAUAAUAACGGCGGAUUUGAAACUAUUCUGCUUUUGCUGCUGAAUGCAAUACAUUUUAGUUUAGAUCGCUUUGCCUGUUAACUUUUCUAUCGUUAAAGAAAAGGAAACACUUUUUAACGAAAGUAAGCACUUUUUAACAUCUUUCCCAACGAACGCAUUUUGUUCAAUUAACAUAUUUCCUCGAAGUACUGUUGUAGUUCAUUCUUAAACGUCUUGAAUUUUACAGCCCAUCUUUAUCCGUGGAAAGCAAGCAUAUCUAAAGUCAUGAUCAUUCAAUAAAGAGUGAAAACACCUGGAACUGUAGUGUCGUUAUCAAAAGACUCAAGGACGGGACUGUAAAAUAAUAAUAAUGUUAGUGGCGUUGACCGAC